Molecule: messenger RNA, 2451 nt
Organism: Seminavis robusta
Lineage: Eukaryota; Bacillariophyta; Bacillariophyceae; Naviculales; Naviculaceae
Source: the annotation of a GenBank genome assembly
CCACAACUGUACCGCAGUUGCUUCGUGAUCCCGGAGCGCCUGCGCCACACUUUCACACUGCACCAAUCUGGCAACUUUUACUCGGUCACAACUAACUCCUCCUCCCUCCUCCCACAAAGCACAAACAAACAACGAGCAAAAAGGCACAAACACAAUCGAUAAACUUCUUUACUUGGUGACGACAACGACUACAAAGCAAGCAAGAUGUCCAGCAACAACAAUGGAGGCCAGAGGCAGAGGAAUAACUCGGUGAAUCGGAGUCAGAACAGUCUGACGGGCAGUAUGGUGAGAGACAUCGUCGACAUUCGCUUGGGAAUGGAGCAAGAGGACAGUAGUACUUCGAGCAGAAGCUUGGAGGAUCCUAUUGUCGGCGUUGUUCUUACGGGUGCUGGAGUACCGGCAACACUCACUGGAUCAUCCAACGUGUUGACCAUGGCGGCGAAACCAGCCGCCACCAAGCCGAAUGCUUCUCCUACGAGUAGUGAUACCGUUACAGGUAGUGCCAAGGCAAAGGCAGGGGUAGGCGUCGGCGUUGGAGUAGGGGUGUUCCCUACUACUAGUGACGCCGCCAGCAAGACAGGGACGGAAGCUACCGGGACAGUGAACAAGGCAGGCGUAGGUGUUGGAGUAGGGAUUGUCCCUACCAGUGACGCCGCUGCCAAGACGACUUCAGGAAGUGAGGCUGCCGGUACGGUGAACAACAAGGCUGGGAGCGACCCUAAUGGCACGGUGGGCGUUGGCGUUUCUGUUCCCACAACGCGUCCUUCCGAUGCUAGCAGUGCCACGGCUGUGACUGCGGGCGUGGGAGCGUACAGUGUCUUGGGACCUACCGCUACGAACGAUCGUCUUUACACUGACGAUGACGAAGAGGCUGAUCUUGAAGCAGGAACUGGACAAGAGGCGGGAGGAGGAGAUGUCCUGAUCACUGCCGCCGAGGUGUACGAAGAAACCUCGGAAGAGUUCCGGCGCCGAGAAACCAUCAUGGAAGAAGAGAUCCGAAAUCGUAUCAUUGGUCAGUCCGUCGAGGCCCAAGUGUUGUCAUCUGGCGAGCUGGACGACAUGUCGAUUGGUUCCAGAAGAUCAUCACAAGGCACUGCUGCUGCUGCUGCCAAAGGCACCACCUCAUCGUCCAGUCACAAGGCACUCACCAUGGUCUUGUUGGUAGUCCUCUUGAUUGCCAUUGUCGUGGCUGUGGUGUUCGGAGUCAGCAUGUCUCGGAACGAUGAUAAUGACAGCAGCCCAGCAGUAGAGGCUACCCCCAUGAUCCCAGAGGCCACCACACCAGAGCCCACCACAGCCGUCCCCACUGUGGCACCCACACCGGCUCCUCAACUUGGAGACAACUGGCCUCCAUCCGACACUGUCGUGGCACAUGUCCCGGAAACCAUUUGUUUGGAACGAAUGCCCCUCUUUGGAGUCACUCGCCUCUGUGCCAACUCGUCCCAAGCAUUGGGCAGCGGUGUGACCAACCUCGUGGCACAAUCCCGACUCUGGAAUGUCCCGGAAGCCGACAUUUCCAUUCUCAAUGCUGCCGAAGUACGCACCGACAUGGCCGCCGGAAACUUUACCGUGGCCAUGGGACAAGCCUUGUUGCCCUAUAACAACACGCUUGUUGUCAUGCAAAUUCCAGGAUCCCAACUGGUCGCCGCCAUGGAACGAGCCUUGCAAAAGAUUGUCGAUGAUUACGCCCUUAUCGACGAAGGUCGUGUCUCCGGAGGAAGUUAUCCAUAUGGUGCCGGUAUUCGAUGGCACGUCAACAUGUCCGAGGCGUUCCCCAAGCGAUUGUCCAAUAUCCAAGUGCAAGAGCGACACACUCCGUCUGUCGCGACCGACCGCAGCAGUGGUGAUGAUGGUUGGGUCCCCUUGAAUGACACGCACGUCUACUCGGUUCUGACCAAUUCCUGGUUGGCCGAGGGUGGGGAUGGAUACAAUGAGUUUCAUCGAUUGGACCGAGCGCUCGUUCAAGAUACAGGUGUGGAUGCCCUGACCGCCUUUUUGGACUAUUGUCAGGACCAACGGGUGUUGCGGGAUCCGCCGGUGGAAUUGUAUUCCACGCAAUCAUACAUAAACGACCUCUACAAUUGGACUUGGACAUGGGAGUAAGGUCCAAAAAGGGCGUGACAGGUGUAGAUUCAGUUUAAGUCUUUACUCUUGUGUUUCAUUUGAGGCAAGUUGUAGAACCGACCAACCAACCGUACGGUAGAAUGAGGACUUUAUCCAUAGAACCACAGAAAACCCAAUCAAUUGGCAGGCGAUCACACGUAUUCCAACUUUCUUCACAAACCAGAUCUCUGUGAACCACACCAGCGGGGAAGGGAAAGUACAGUGCGGAAUGUUUUGGCCGUCGUUGCUGGUAUAUAUGUAUUGUGUUCUAUCUGUGGGAGCUCACAACGAACUGUGGAAUCGAAUCGAAUCGAAUCUGCUGAUGAAGGAGUUUACACUCUCUAGCUA